AUAGGAGUAUUAAUAAUAUUAAAUUGAAAAUGUUCUCCAUUCAGUAUAGGUAGGCAACUCCAUUUCCUAAAUUCUUAGCCAAAGUCAUUAUAUUCUUCGAACUUCAGAUUUAAAUCUUAAUUUCAACUUUUUAUCAAACGAUUCAGAACUGUUUUGACUCUAAAAACUAAUUUUAUAAUUUGUUAACCUUUUAUCCUGUAGAACAACUGAGAAGGCAGUUUUAGCCACAGCGAUAGAAAAAUUUGUCUCCCGAAAUUAUGGACCUAAAACAGCAGCUAAUAUUGUGAGGAAGUGCCAGACGCUUGAUGAGGCAAGAAAGGAAUUAGCCUCUCUGAAAUACUCUGAUGAUGCCCAGAUGCACAAAGAUCUCCUAAUCUUUUACUAUAAUGGGCUAAAAUAUCUGAAUUGUCAAUUCUCUUUUAGGCUUUAUGAUGAAAACUCAGUUGAUAUAGGGUUUCUCUGGAGAGACUCUCUUUCUGGAAUUGAGUAUAUUUCCCAUCAAGGACUGGAUUUGGAAAUGAAUAGUAUUUUAUACAAUUUAGCAGUGUGUAUACAUAAUAUGUCAUAUAACAUGCCUGUUACUAAGGAGUCUCUUAAGACCAUUUCUCUUAAUUUCCAACAAGCAGCUUGGCUUUUUCAAGAAAUCAGAAAUAAUGUCGAUAAGAUCGACCCUAACACAAGAGGGGUGGAUUUUAGGCCAGACAACCUGGAUAGACUGGUUCUUAUAGAACUUGCCCAUUCCCAGUAUUGAUUCUUUAAGAAAGCAGAACUGACAGAUUGUAGUGCAGAUCUGAUAGCCCGUGUUGCUAGGCAGACCUGGAGUUAUUUCUACAACGCUGGAAUUUUAGUGAAGGGAACUCUCAAACUAGAGCUUGAGAAAUACUGAAAUUAUCCUUUAAAGACUCUGAGAAGUUACACUGAGAUUUAUGAUGGGAUAUCAUUGAUGUACCAAGCAAAAUACCUGUUCCCAAAGUUUCAAAAAUAGCAAAGAAGGGUUUGCAGAUGUUUAUGGCUACUGUAAUGAAGCAUCAAGAAUUCUCUCUGGUGUAUCAUUUGAUAAUGAACAAGUAAUGGAGGGAGUGAAGACUAGACUUGAUGAUAAUGAGGUUCUAAGAAAGGAGUUGGGAAGGAUGCAUGAUUUACUUUAUCAUGAAAACCCAACGAAAUACGAACACCUUCCUCCUAUUGAAUGAAAAUAAUUAUGCAUUUCUCAGAAGCCUUGAAGAAGAACUUAAUAAAGAAUUUAGGGGUGCUUGGAUUUCAGCUGAGAAAAUGAAUUCUCAGAGUGCAAAUGAUAUCAAUGAGAAAUAUGAUCCCUCCGCUAAUGAUACUGAAAAUUAUUCUUCAAAUACAUCUCCAAACUCUCAAAAUUUUGAAGAAGAAAAGCAAACAGAUCAAAAUAGUUAUAACCAUGAAGGUCAUGUAGAUCCAACUGCUUAUGCAGGUAUUCAUCCGAGUCCUUAUGCUCAGCCUGGACCUGCAGUAAGCAUGGCCAAUUAUGGAAAUGUAAAACAUGGUUUUUAUGGUGGCUACCACGGACAGAAUAACCAGCCUGCUAACCCUGCUUAUUAUGGCCAAUAUGCUCAACCAAAUGGAAUGGUUGAUCAGAACCCAUCCGAGCAGGUUCCUCAGCAGCCAGCUCCCCAAAGUGAUGGAUAUUAUGGGGUUACCCAAAUAAUGACCCAGCCUCAGACAACCUACGAGAAUUGAGCAUCCAUGGAAUAUUCCAAUAAACCAUGACCCACAGGAGAUACUACUAUUGAAGAAGGCCCAACAAGAGGAGAGUCCUUAUAUAAGAACAUUACUCAAUAA
Moneuplotes crassus is the source of this 1812-nucleotide messenger RNA. The record is from the annotation of a GenBank genome assembly. NCBI's taxonomy places the organism in Eukaryota, Ciliophora, Spirotrichea, Euplotida, Euplotidae.